CUCAUACCCCGUUUCACUGAACUCCCUAGCCCAUUUGGUCUGCUAAAUAUCUCCUCCACAUACAGCGCCCAACUUACGAUGGCACAACAACCUCCCGCUGCACCGGAAGAUGAGCUAAUCAAUGGCUCAUUCUUUCCCCUCCCCCCUCCCUUCUACAAGCACUUCACACCCGAGAACCAGCAGCGACUCAAGGAAUUCAAGGAAACCGCUGGAAUUUACAAUACCCAAGCAUCAACGCCGCACCUGUCCGCCGAGCAACUAGUCAAAUUACCGCCUGAACUCCGCUUCCUCGUCCCGCCAGAACCGCCCGCCGACGACGAGAAAUACCGCGUAUUUGGUGGGGAAGUCCAGCUCAACCAAUCCUCCCCAAAGCUCUCAGACUGGGGUUAUGAACAACUCUACCCCUCCCCCCCCACCCCAACUCCUGGGGAAGACCCCUCAGUGCAGUCUGAGUGGAGUCUCAACCGCGCCGAAUACCUUCAACGACUCAUACGGUCUGCCCUCUUGAAAUUCCUUGAGCUUCUUGGCAUCAUGUCGACAGAUCCUGUCAAAUGGCGGGACGCGAUGGGCGAUCUGGGGACAUUGGCUGCGAACAUGCACGCGCUGAUCAACGAAUAUCGAGACCACCAGAUGCGGGAAACGCUGAUAAUUAUGAUGGAAGAGCAGCUGGAGAGAAAGAGGGCUGAGGUGGAAGGCGUGAGGAAGAUGAAGCACAAGGUCGAGGAGGCAUUGCUUGGGUUUGCCAAGAAUGCACCAAGGAAGAUGGAAAGUGCAACGGAGCAUCUCGAUCCGUCUUCACCGGAGGAGAAGAGGAAGGAGAGCCAGCGGCAUAUGUGGCAGGCCAUGGACGAGAUACUGGGGCAUUGAAUAGUGCCAGAUCCCAAAACCUCCUCCCUCUCCAAUAUCAAAGUAAAC
Messenger RNA from Lindgomyces ingoldianus, 915 nucleotides. RefSeq lists its product as uncharacterized. Gene Ontology annotation, biological process: regulation of transcription by RNA polymerase II. Gene Ontology annotation, molecular function: transcription coregulator activity. Lineage: Eukaryota; Fungi; Ascomycota; Dothideomycetes; Pleosporales; Lindgomycetaceae. Gene Ontology annotation, cellular component: mediator complex; core mediator complex. The record is from RefSeq and is a predicted model, not a curated record. The coding region runs from base 79 to 867 and encodes 262 amino acids. The transcript has 2 exons.